GCUAUUGUAAUAUAUAUGUAAAUGUUACAUCGAUUAAAAAUAAAAGAAAUGGCAGAUGGGUGUGGAUCGGAAGCACCCGGCUGGAUCGGCUGAAGAGAAGACGAUUUAGGGGAAAGAUUCGGAUUCCAUCACCUUCCUUCUUCUAAUUCUUCUUUUCGUUUUGCUUCAAAAAAAUCAAAUCAGAUUUUUGUCGUCAAUCCACUUCUCUCGGCUCCGAAAUGAGGUGCCGUUUUUUUCGCCGUCUAUGGCUGUUUCUACUCUUGAUAUCAAGAUUUCGGAGCUUGACUGCCGAAUCAAGAACAUACGACAAUUUGAAAUUCUCCCAAUUGGGUUCCUACGGGGAGAAUUCUGAUGAAUUAGCUCAGAUUGGUGGCAAAUCCCUUCUUCCCCUUUCUCUAAAAAGUAAAGGUAAUACUGCUCUUAUUGCUGCUUCUGGCGGUGAUAUCUAUUUGGUAGAUAGUGAUUCGAAGAAGAUUAUUUGGUCUUUUUCUUCUGGGACACCAAUUUACUCGUCAUAUCAGUCUCCUACUAAUUAUAAUAAAGAAAAUGCUUCUGGUUCAACCCGCAGCCCCUUCUUUUUUGAUUGUGGAGAUGAUUGGGAGCUCUACAUCCACACAGAGCAUGGUAGAACGAAACUACCGCGCACCAUUGAUGAGGUUGUUAGAAGUACACCAUAUAUAUUUGAGGACGGUUCAGUGAUGACUGGUUCAAGGAAAACCACUGUGUAUGAGGUUAAUCCUGUUACAGGAAAGUUGAUUCGCAAUCACUCGUCUGAACUCUCACCAUCUGGGCUAAGCAAUGAGGAUUUUAGUGUUUUAAAUGGCAAUAGUUCCAAGAAUAAUCUGGCAAAUAGAGAUCUGAUACAACCUGGUUUGAUGAAACCUAUUGAGCAACGAUUGUACAUAACAAGAACAGAUUAUUUCCUGAAAUCAUCUUUCGCUGGGUCGGAAGAAGUUUCUUGGAGUUUGAAUGUUGCUGACAUUGGAGCUACCUUAGUCUGUCCAGAUGGUGAGAAUCCAACAAAUAGCGUUCCCUUGGAUUCUCAAAAUAAUGGUAGUUUUGAGUUUGAUUUUACUCCGCCCUUGUCUUGUCAAUCAGAAGUACUUGUAUAUCGUGAACGCAGUCAUGUGUUGACAGAAUCAUUUGGGCAUAAAAUGCUCUCUGAUUCUCAUAAUACUGAUAUUGUGCUUCCGGCGUCUGCUUCAAGUCUAAUGCUUCCUUCGCAGCCAAGUGUUAAGCAUUCAAAUAUUCAUCCUGAAAGAUUGAUGCUUCCUGGACCUGCAGCGAACAUAGCCUCCCUUCUGGAACCUAAUACAAUUAGUCAGCUAAACGAUGAUAGUCAGGCACUAGUUCCAUUGCCUCUGAUGAAGAUUAAUGAUUCAAGUGCAGUUCAGGGACAUAAUAUUGGAACCGCUAAUGUUGACUUCAUAGCCAUGGUUCUUAAUGGACCACUGGGGUUAUUUAUCGCUUUGUUUAUAACCAUGUUUUUGGGAUUAAUCAACCAUGGCGGGGCACUAGUUGCCAAGCUGAAACAAUUUCUCUUCAAGGAGAAGCAACCCAGUACUGUUAGUUCAAAAAUUGUAUCAUCCAAGAAAAAGAAAGCUCGAAAGUUAGGAAAAAAUGGAAAUUUUGAUAAAAAGGAUGCAUCUGUUUCAUCUGAAAAUGAAGAUAUGGUUCGAAGUGAGGGUGAUUUUAACAACUGGUUUCCUCCUAAUAACCUUAUUGAUACAACUGGUAAUGGACGUCAAAUUGGUAAAUUAAUGGUAACCAAUACAGAGAUAGCUAAGGGUAGCAAUGGCACUAUUGUUCUAGAGGGGGUCUAUGAAGGUCGACUAGUAGCUGUGAAACGUCUUGUUAAGACUCACCAUGAUGUUGCUUUUAAAGAAGUUCAAAAUCUAAUUGCUUCUGAUCGUCACCAAAAUAUUGUUCGAUGGUAUGGGGUGGAGUAUGAUCAAGACUUUGUAUAUCUUUCGCUAGAACGAUGUACAUGCAGUCUAGAUGAUCUGAUUCAGAUAUGCUCUGAUCCAUCGCUGAACACUUUGCUUAGCCUAGAUGAAGAUGCAGGACCUAUGAUUGAUUACAAAUUGCGUUUGGAGUCUCUCAAGAAUGUAAUAUCAGAUCUUAAUCUAUGGAAAAAAAAUAGCCGUCCAUCACCACUUCUUCUAGGACUCAUGAGGGAUAUGGUUGCCGGGCUCGAGCAUUUGCAUGAGUUGGGGAUAAUUCACAGGGACUUAAAGCCACAAAAUGUGUUGAUAACUAAGCAAAAAUCUGUACGUGCAAAGCUCUCUGACAUGGGUAUUAGCAAGCGCCUUCUAAAAGAUAUGUCCUCUUUGGGACAUCAUGCUACGGGUUGUGGGAGUUCUGGCUGGCAAGCCCCCGAACAGCUUCUUCAUGGACGACAAACACGUGCAAUUGAUUUGUUUAGCUUGGGUUGUGUCAUCUUCUUUUGCCUCACUGGUGGUAGGCAUCCAUUUGGUGAUCGUUUUGAGCGUGAUGUCAAUAUAGUGAGGAAUCAAAUGGAUCUAUUCUUGGUGGAGGGCAUCCCAGAAGCUGUGGAUCUUAUUUCUCAAUUGUUAAAUCCAAAUCCUGACUUGAGGCCAAGAGCAUCAGAGGUAUUGCAACAUCCUUUGUUUUGGAGUUCUGAGGUUCGACUUUCUUUUCUACGUGAUACUAGUGACCGUGUGGAAUUGGAAGAUAGAGAGAACCACUCUGAUCUCUUGGAAGCACUAGAGAGUACUGCACCAUUAGCUUUAGGUGGUAAGUGGGAUGAAAAGUUGGAUCCAGCUUUCAUCACAAAUAUUGGCCAGUAUAGACGUUACAAGUAUGAUAGUGUUCGAGACUUAUUACGAGUUAUGCGCAACAAGUUGAAUCAUUACAGAGAACUACCCAAAGAAAUUCAGGAGCUCAUUGGAUCUGUUCCUGAGGGUUUUGAUAACUACUUUGCUAGUCGGUUUCCAAGGCUCUUGACCGAAGUAUACAGAGUUAUUAGCCAAUAUUGCAGGGAAGAGGAAGGGUUUCGGAAGUACUUCAAAAGCCAUGUCGAGUAGACUAGCUUGGAUACUAAUUCAUCAGUGUAUUAUUAUUAGGAAUCCAGAUAAAUGAUGCAAUAUUUAAUUCGUCUGACGUAUUUAGAAUACAAUGUUGAUGUAUCUAUCACAUAGAGUGCAUACACACAAUUGUAAAUAUUGUUGGGACAAAACACAAAUAUUUGUAAAGCCUUGUAACAUUAAAGCAUCCUCAAGUUUACAGAAGCAUAGCUUUUGGCCCUCAAA
Molecule: messenger RNA, 3272 nt
Organism: Cucumis melo (muskmelon)
Lineage: Eukaryota; Viridiplantae; Streptophyta; Magnoliopsida; Cucurbitales; Cucurbitaceae
Product: serine/threonine-protein kinase/endoribonuclease IRE1a-like
Exons: 7
Coding region: 219-3047 (942 amino acids)
Biological process (GO): mRNA processing; IRE1-mediated unfolded protein response; protein phosphorylation
Cellular component (GO): IRE1-TRAF2-ASK1 complex
Molecular function (GO): RNA endonuclease activity; ATP binding; protein serine/threonine kinase activity
Source: RefSeq, a predicted model, not a curated record